This is a messenger RNA of Hydra vulgaris (swiftwater hydra), 1769 nucleotides long. Its product is annotated as coiled-coil domain-containing protein 18. The record is from RefSeq and is a predicted model, not a curated record. Lineage: Eukaryota; Metazoa; Cnidaria; Hydrozoa; Anthoathecata; Hydridae.
UUUUAAAUGUUGAAGAAUUUCCAAGUAUUUUUUGACUAUUACCUUUACGAAGUAACGUUAAUACGAAAAAAAAAAGAUUUGAAUUAUAAAUAUAUAUAUAUUUUUGAAAAAAAUUAUGUUUACAUCCGAGAAAUUUGAAGACCUUAACUCUAUAAAUGAAUGCUAUACUGAAUGCGAUACCCUAAAUGUUCCCACCAGCAAUUAUACAGAUAUACUUAUGAUGCAUUACGAAACAAUGAAAUCUAACGUUCUUGAGGUUGCAGAAGAAUUAAGAAUGAGAAGGAUUUUGGACAAAGAAAAUGAAGAAAGAAUUAAUACAUUAAUCCAAGAAAACUUUGAAAUUAAAAGAAGUAAGGACGAGGAAAUAACUGAACUUUUGAAAUCUAAUAAUGGAUUAAAGCAAGAACUUCAAAACGUUUAUCAAGAAUUUGAAAAAAAAGCAAAAGUACAUGAAGAAGAAAUGGCAGCUCAAAGUAUUUCAAUAUCAUCAAGCUCAAAAGGAAUAAAUGUUUUAAAAGAUGAAAUUCUUACUUUGCAGUUAGCUAAAUAUGGUUUAGAAAAAAAAGUUAAAGACCAGGAGCAUGAAUUAAAUACAGAAAGAAGAAGCAAAAUAGAGUUAGGUAAUAAGAUAAAAGAGAUUCGAACUCUUGAUGAAGAUAUAAAAGUUCAAUUCUCAAGUGUAAAAAAGAGAUUAGAUUAUCUUGCUGAUUUAGUUGAAAAAACGGAAAUAAUGUUUCAUCGUUUGGAUGAAGUUAAUCAGCAUAACAAGUGUUUAAUUGAAAACUACCAUUCAUCAACUCAUGCCGUUCAGUUUGGACUAAAUGCUUCCAUUCCAAAACUUGAACUUUUUAAAACAAUUUUAGAAAAAGGAGUUGAAUCAGUAGAUAUGGUUAAAAAGGAAUGCUUUGCAAAACAACAACUGGAAAAUGAAGUUCUUUAUACUCAACUUGAAAAAGAGUUAAACUCUGCCAGAGAAGAUAAAACUUUUUUGAUAAACUCGUUAAGUGAAUCAAAUCGUUUGCUUGCAGUUGCUGAAGAGCGAUUAGCUGAUAUCAGUUUAUGGAAAGUUACCUUUCAAACUCAGUUUGAUGAACUGCACAAGGAGAAUCUGAAUUUGAAUAUGAUGAUAAAAUUGAAUGAGGUCCAAAUGGAUGACCUAAGAACAGUUACAAGUUCAAAUGAGACAGAGAUAAAUAACUUGAAAUCAAUUAUAAAUUCUAAAGAGGAACACAUAAAUGGUCUUAAAUUGAGUUUGAGUUCAAAAGAGGAUUAUGUGAAUGAUUUAAUGAGGCAAACAGUUGAUUUGAAUCAGAAAUUAGAGAUGUAUGCUAAGGAGAUUCAAUUAGAGAUGCAAUUCAAAGAUUCUGCAGUUAAUCAUAUAGAACUGGCUUCUGUUCAAAGAAUUUCUCAGGUGGUACAAAAUCACUUUGAACAACUAACAAAUAGUCACAUUACUAAAGAUAAUCACGUAGAGCAACAAACAAAUAAUCAGAUUGCUAAGGAUAAUCACUCAGAGCAACUAACAAAUAAUCAUAUUGCUAAAGAUAAUCACUCAGAGCAACUAACAAAUAAUCAGAUUGCUAAAGAUAAUCACUCAGAGUAAUUAACAAAUAGUCAGAUUGCUAAAGAUAAUCCUAAAAAUCUUCAAAUAGAAAUAAAAAAAGAAGUUGAAAUAAAUUUUCAACUAGAGUUAAACAGAGGGGUAAUCGAGGAAAUUUAAAAUAAAAAUAAAUAAAAAGUUAUCUGUUUAGAAUAUAGUUCAAAGUAAA